Molecule: messenger RNA, 2507 nt
Organism: Pseudogymnoascus destructans
Lineage: Eukaryota; Fungi; Ascomycota; Leotiomycetes; Thelebolales; Thelebolaceae
Exons: 3
Coding region: 340-1785 (481 amino acids)
Biological process (GO): lipid metabolic process
Molecular function (GO): oxidoreductase activity
Source: RefSeq, a predicted model, not a curated record
AUCUCCCCCACACCCAAACACCCGCCUGAGCUUUUUCUCAUUUUGAAGAACGCACCUUCAACCCCAUCUCCCCCCUGUCACAGAACCUCUCCUUCUUCUUCUUCACCGUCUGUGAACAGUUUUCUGGGUGAAAUUCCAAUCCACAGCCCCGGGUUCCUGAGUUAGAAGCCUCGGACCCAGAAGACCAGACGAGAAUCGGACCAAAAUUUCCCCAACAAACGCCUCCACGCCCUCCGACCCGCAGGGAGCACCCGACUUAUAAAAACAUCACCCGCAAGCCCCUUCACCUCCUCUCCAGCCUUUUCAAGCCACCCCGAGACUCACACAUACUCCCUCACCAUGGCCUCCUCAACAGCCAUCCCCCGCCGCGACGGCCUCCGCCGCACCGCCGCCGCCGCCGCAGCAGCAGCCGACUCCUCCCCCUCCACCGCGGACGUGUCUCCCACCGACAGCCCGCGCGCCUCCCCCUCCUCCUCCUCCCUCUCCUCCAUGUCGUCCGUCGACAACGAUGUCGCCGCCAAGUCCUCAACAAAGCUGAUCGACACCUACGGCAACGAGUUCCAGCUCCCCAACUACGCGAUGGGCGAUAUCAUCCGCGCGAUUCCCAAGGAGUGCUUUAAGCGCAAUACCGCCCUGGGAUUAUACUACGUCGCCCGCGACAUCGCCUGUCUCGCCACGACAUUCUACCUCUUCCACACUUUUGUGACGCCUGACAACGUCCCAUUUACCCCUGCCCGUGCUGCGCUCUGGGCGGUCUACACUGCGAUCCAAGGUCUCUUCGGGACGGGACUGUGGGUGCUGGCCCACGAAUGCGGACACCAGGCUUUCUCGCCUUCGAAGGUCGUUAAUGAUACCGUAGGGUGGUUCUGCCACUCUGCACUCCUGGUCCCCUAUUUCUCCUGGAAGAUCUCGCACGGGAAGCACCACAAGGCUACCGGGAACAUGGAGAAGGACAUGGUGUUCGUCCCCAAGUCGCGUGAGGUGUACGCGAACCGCAUUGCGAAGUUUGUGCAUGAGCUUGAUGAGUUGACUGAGGAGACUCCCAUCGCCACUCUGUUGCACUUGGUUGGGCAGCAGUUGGCGGGGUGGUGGUUGUACCUCUUUGCUAACGUUACUGGACACGAUCACCACGAGAACCAGAAGGAGGGACGCGGGAAGGGGAAGAAGAAUGGGUAUACGACUGGAGUCAACCAUUUCAACCCCGCUAGCCCGCUCUACGAGGCUAAGGACGCGAAACUCAUUGCCCUGAGCGAUAUUGGUGUUGGACUCACCAUCGCUGCUCUUGCCUGGGUGUCGAAGACGUUUGGAGCGGCGAAUAUGUUUGUUUGGUACUUCAUCCCGUAUCUCUGGGUUAACCACUGGCUUGUUGCCAUCACCUACCUCCAACACACCGACCCCUCCCUCCCCCACUACCAACCCAGCUCCUGGAACUACGUCCGCGGCGCCGCCGCCACCAUCGACCGCGACUUCGGCUUCAUCGGGCGCCACCUCUUCCACGGCAUCAUCGAGACCCACGUCCUGCACCACUACGUCUGCACCAUCCCCUUCUACAACGCCGACCUGGCCUCUGAAGCCAUCAAGCCUGUUAUGGGCCGACACUACCGCGCGGAUGUGGAGGGUGGGAGCUUGGGGUUCUUGAAGAGCAUUUGGAAGAGCGCGAGGUGGUGUCAGUGGGUUGAGCCGAAUCAGGAGACGCUUGGGAAGGGGGGGGAGGCGGAGGGGGUGCUGUUUUUUAGGAAUAGGAAUGGGUUGGGGGUGCCGCCGGCGAAGGUUGCUAAGGCUUAAGGUUGCUAAGGCGAAUUGGGGGUGGUGAGGGGAGGUUGAAUAAUGUGUGUGCGAGGUGGAGAAUGAAGGCGAAGAGAAGAAAGGAAGAGGGAGGAGGGGACGCACGCAGUGAUGAUGAAGACGGGAUCUGAGCUUUUUAUAUGGGGCUUAUUUUCGCAGUUUUUUUUUUGUUAUACAGACAAGACGGCUGAUGAUGAAAAGAAAGAUUUCGGGAGUUUAUGGGAGCAUAUCGCUUAAUUACAGAAACUGCUAAAGAAUCUUUCUGAUUUUUCGACUGGUAUUUUUUUGCCUUCUUCUAAAUCGUUUUUUUGCUUGUUUGUCCCUGAGAUUUGGAUUGUUUCUUUUGGUCUUCUGCUUGUCAGUUUCUUUUCUGUGCAAACUUUUUUUGGACAGCGAGAGAAACACAAGAUGUCUGAUUUCUGUUUAAUGCUCCUUUCUGCGAAUGAGCGGUGCAAACGAGGGGUGGAUGAGGAGAUAGGAGAGAUAGAGGGCUAAAGUUGAAUAGGGGGAGGGGAACAGAUCAGGACUUUCGCUCCGCUCCGUGCCGUGCCGUGCCGAAAGGGGCCGGGCAGGGCUGUGUGGUGUCUUGGGGAGACCGGGAAGAGGGAAGAGGUGGAUAUAUGAUAGAUGAUAGAACGAGAAAUUGAUCUUUAUUUCCAUCAGUUGUGAAUUUGGCCACCCUACAUGUGGCGAGAGUGCAUUUUUGCAUAUGAAUGAAUGAG